Molecule: messenger RNA, 948 nt
Organism: Pediculus humanus corporis (human body louse)
Lineage: Eukaryota; Metazoa; Arthropoda; Insecta; Psocodea; Pediculidae
Exons: 7
Coding region: 1-948 (315 amino acids)
Source: RefSeq, a predicted model, not a curated record
AUGUUAAAAGUUGUUUGUUAUCCGAUUUUUGUCGGAGUGCCAAGGUCCUGUUGGUCAAGCGGUCUUAGAAAAUACGUUUUCCUAUGUACGGCCUGCGGUUCAUUGAGUAUUUUAUUAGGCGCAUUGUUUCUUACAGUUUAUUUUAUGCUUAAAUCAUAUACGUCAUCACUUAAUCAUUUUGAAACUAUGCCUACCUACGUACCUUCCGGGAUGUUAAUAGCAACAGGUUUUUUAAUUAUUUGUUUAGCGUGGAGGAAGAAUAGAAAUAGUUUUCUGAUGAAAUUAUGCGGAUUGUGUAGUUUGUCUUGUGCCGUUUUAUGCGUUUCCGUAACUGUCACGACAACCGUCAUACACAUGAACAGACUACAAACGCUAAGAGAAUGUUUGUACACGCAAAAAACUCAAAGUUGCACGUGUUAUUCCGUUAUUAUGGAUAAUAAUAGAAUAUCCGACGAAGGUAUAAAAUUUGUAUUUAAUUCGACUCCAGAUUGUGAAGUUAUACACGGAGCUUUAUAUUCAUGUUUAAGAGCAAUUUUCGGAUUAUCAGUUAUCGGAAUAUUAGUUUGUAUAUUUAGUUGUAUGCUUAUUUAUCAACUUCUCAGCCACGAAAAAAAAAAAAUGUAUUGGGCUCAAUUAGAAAUGAGAUGUAGGUAUUUGUACAGACAACAGAGAAAUCCACAUUAUUAUAGUUGUUGCGACGAAUGCCGGUAUCCUCCUCAUCCGCACGAAAUAUUCCCGUGGGAACUCAUGAGAAAUAGAAUAGGAAAUCUUUACACUCCAAAUCCGGAAGAUAGAGGAAAUCAUAAUAGAUUAAGAUCCGGAUGGAAUUGGAGAAGAUUACCCUGGAAUAGAAACGGAAACGGAAACGGUGGUGGUGGUACGGGAGGAGAAGGAGUGGGAGGAGGAAAUGGAAAUGUUGUCGGAACAUCUGGAGAACCAUCAAGGUAA